AUGCCGGGUGUCCCAUCGGGUCGGGCCUGUGACGCGUGUCGCAAGCAGAAGAAAAAGUGCGAUGAAAAACAACCUGCGUGUGGGCGAUGUCUUCGUCUGAAAGUGAGCUGUGUGGGGUCCGGUCAGCAACGAUACAAGUUCAAACAGGAACAAUUUUCCUCCAAACCAAAUCAAAGCGGCCAAAUGGUUCUCUCUUCGAAAUCGAGACCAACAGAAGAGAUACAAUAUUCUUCUCAAAUCCCUCAAGCAUGUCCUGGCAAUAGUAUGACAUCAUUGACCAGUUCGUUCGUUGGCGCAAUAAAACGAUCCAGUGACCUCCGUUACAAUAUGUGGUGGUCUUUCGGCCUUUACUUGGAAGAAGUACCUAGACGACUCGGCAGUAACGAAGCACUUGACCGUGCAGUUGACGCUGUGACCACUGCCCACGCAGGCUUCUGCACGCGCCAACUAGCUUCGGUUGAGGCACUAGCCAAGUAUUCAUCUGCGCUCAAAACCCUAAGAGUCUAUCUAGAUGACCCCAUCCAGGCGAGUGCUUCUAGUACACUAUGUGCUGUGAUGAUACUUUUGAUCUGUCAAACUUUUAUGGGAAAUAAUGGGCGAAUGCUAUCAGGACAUGCCCAAGGGGCCGCCAACAUUCUACGCGCGCGAAAGAACUUUGGGCCACGCGACGACUUCGAGCAGAAAAUGUUCCUCUCUUUACGGGGAAGCGUGUUGUUCGAGGGUUUAUACAACGAUGCUAUCGACCUGACCCCCGAGGAAUGGGAUGCCUUAGCCGUCAACGACUUCGACCAAAACCUACCUGAAGGCCAGAUUUUGCGAUGUCUAGCACGAGCUCCAGUCCUGAUCAAACGUGGGAAACGAGCUAUACGCGACGGCGAAGAUUUGACACCCUUGAAAAAGGAAGUCCGACCAAUAUACGAAAAAUGCAAAUUGCUCCUAGCGGAAUUGAAAGCACGAACAGCCAAAGCUGAGACUUCAGAGCUCAUUACUAUGCCAGAAACAUUUAUGACCAAGAUCAUGCGAGCACAUUAUCUCCGCACCCAUGGAAUUGGUCUCGCAAUCACAGCAUUUUUCAAUUGCAUCCUGCAGGCAUUGGAUCCUAGUGACUACACCUGUGUGGUAGAAUCCAGAUCUCUUGUCAAAGAUACUCUCGUCCAUGCUCAGAAAUCCAAUAUGCACAGACCUAUUGGAGCAGGAUACAUAACAAUGUGUCUGUCAGCAGCGUGGGUUGUUACCUCAGACCCCCAACUGCGGUCAAUGGUAGAAGUCGCCUUGAUUGACUAUUUUGGCGACUUUGUGACCCAACAUGGUCUGAAUAUACCCCAUGAACUGGGAUGGAUAAACGAGAGCUUGUGUCUUGGAUCGACUCGUCAGAUGAAUGCAAUCUUUUCCCCCUGA
This is a messenger RNA of Penicillium vulpinum, 1398 nucleotides long. Its product is annotated as Zn(II)2Cys6 transcription factor domain-containing protein. The coding region runs from base 1 to 1398 and encodes 465 amino acids. Gene Ontology annotation, biological process: regulation of DNA-templated transcription. The record is from RefSeq and is a predicted model, not a curated record. The transcript is spliced from 3 exons. NCBI's taxonomy places the organism in Eukaryota, Fungi, Ascomycota, Eurotiomycetes, Eurotiales, Aspergillaceae. Gene Ontology annotation, molecular function: DNA-binding transcription factor activity, RNA polymerase II-specific; zinc ion binding.